AUGCACAAUCAAGUUGAAAAUAUUCUAGUAGAGAUGCAAAACUUGCAUAAAGCUGCUUGGAGAAUGGUUGUUAAUGAGAUUUUAUGUUCUUCAGAGAAGCACCUUGAAAAUACUAGUGUAGCAAAAGGAAAGGAGACUGAGAAAGCCAAAGAUCGAUGUGAGAAAGCUACUAUGAAACUUCAUAUGUUGCAUAAUCAGUAUGUGUUGGCACUGAAAGGAGCACAGUUACAUCAGCACCAGUAUUAUGAUACUACACUUCCUCUGUUACUUGAUUCACUACAGAAGAUGCAAGAAGAAAUGAUUAAAGCCCUAAAAGGAAUCUUGGAUGAGUAUAGCCAGAUCACCAGUCUUGUAACAGAAGAGAUUGUGAAUGUCCAUAAAGAGAUCCAGACUUCGGUUGAACAAAUAGACCCUAACUCUGAGUAUAAUGACUUCAUAGAUACACACAGGUCAUCGGAAGUUGUUGAACAAGAAAUAGAGUUUGAUACAUCUUUACUAGAAGAAAAUGAAAACCUUCAAGCUAAUGAGAUCAUGUGGAAUAAUCUGACAGCAGAAAGUUUACAAAUCACGUUAAAAACUGUAAUAGAAGAACUGAUUCAGACACAGCAAACCCUUCUGAGCAAAGAGGAGCUUGUGUUGGAACUGGAGAAAAAAAUAGAAGAGUCCUCUAAGACUUGUGAAAAGAAGUCUGAUAUUGUACUCUUGCUGAGCCAAAAGCAAGCGCUGGAAGAACUUAAGCAAACAGUUCAGCAAUUAAGAUGCUCUGAGGCAAAAUUUGCAGCCCAGAAAGAACUGCUGGAACAAAAGGUUCAAGAGAAUGAUGGAAAAGAGCCACCACCUGUAGUGAAUUAUGAAGAAGAUGCCAGAUCUGUGACUUCUAUGGACAAGAAAGACAAAGUCUCAAGAUUUGAUACUAUACGUCAUUCCAUAGCUGGAAUUAUAAGGUCUCCAAAAUCCAUGCUGGGCUCAUCCUCGUUCUUUGAUGUAAUUUCAACCACUGAGAAACCGCUGGCUGAGCAAGACUGGUAUCAUGGUGCAAUUCCAAGAAUAGAAGCCCAGGAGCUGUUAAAACAGCAAGGAGACUUCUUGGUGCGAGAGAGCCACGGGAAACCUGGUGAAUAUGUCCUUUCUGUGUUUUCAGAUGGACAACGGAGACACUUUAUCAUACAAUAUGCUGAUAAUCAGUAUCGUUUUGAAGGAACUGGGUUUCCAACUAUUCCUCAGCUCAUAGAGCAUCAUUACACAACAAAGCAAGUUAUUACAAAGAAAUCAGGUGUUGUUCUGCUGAAUCCUGUUGUUAAG
Messenger RNA from Nestor notabilis (Kea), 1302 nucleotides. It is a transcript of the gene FER, whose product is annotated as fer (fps/fes related) tyrosine kinase. NCBI's taxonomy places the organism in Eukaryota, Metazoa, Chordata, Aves, Psittaciformes, Psittacidae. The record is from RefSeq and is a predicted model, not a curated record. Gene Ontology annotation, biological process: chemotaxis; regulation of mast cell degranulation; Fc-epsilon receptor signaling pathway. Gene Ontology annotation, molecular function: protein tyrosine kinase activity. The transcript has 10 exons. The annotation marks the transcript as partial.